CGGCCCCUCCUCCGGGCUGUGCACCUGCGCGCCGGCUCAACGUCAGCAUCGCGCGCCGGACGUGGCGGCGCCCCGCGAAGAGAGUCGGCCGCCAUGACCUCCGCGCUGGAGAACUACAUCAACCGUACUGUUGCAGUAAUUACUUCUGAUGGGAGAAUGAUUGUGGGAACACUCAAAGGUUUUGAUCAGACCAUAAACUUGAUUUUGGAUGAAAGCCAUGAACGAGUGUUCAGUUCUUCACAGGGAGUUGAGCAAGUGGUGCUGGGCUUAUACAUUGUGAGAGGUGAUAACGUUGCUGUGAUUGGUGAAAUUGAUGAAGAGACAGAUUCUGCUCUUGACUUGGGGAAUAUUCGAGCAGAACCUUUAAACUCAGUUGUACACUGAAAAGAUAAAAAUGCACUGGGACUUUGUAAAUCUUUGGUUGUACAGACCUAUUUAGCAAUGUGGACAAUUUUUACAAAUUGUGUUUAAUUUGUUUAGUCACCAGUUUUGUACUAUGUUGUAGUUUUGCAUGUAAAUUAAAGUUUCUACAUUUUGCUAAA
Molecule: messenger RNA, 542 nt
Organism: Haemorhous mexicanus (house finch)
Lineage: Eukaryota; Metazoa; Chordata; Aves; Passeriformes; Fringillidae
Gene: LSM8
Product: LSM8 homolog, U6 small nuclear RNA associated
Exons: 4
Coding region: 94-384 (96 amino acids)
Biological process (GO): mRNA splicing, via spliceosome
Cellular component (GO): U4/U6 x U5 tri-snRNP complex; precatalytic spliceosome; U6 snRNP
Molecular function (GO): RNA binding
Source: RefSeq, a predicted model, not a curated record